Messenger RNA from Caretta caretta (loggerhead turtle), 3712 nucleotides. The record is from RefSeq and is a predicted model, not a curated record. NCBI's taxonomy places the organism in Eukaryota, Metazoa, Chordata, Testudines, Cheloniidae.
AGAGCGCCAUGUGUAGCGAGCGCUGAGCAGGGGGUAGCGCCAAAGGCAGAAGCAUGGCGGCGUCGGGAGCGAAGAAGAAGCAGCAGCAGCAGCAGCAGCAGCAGCAGCGAGCGGCCGCGGCGGGGGGAGCCGGGCACAGGCGGCGCAAGGUCCGUGAUGCAGAGGAGAAAUCCUGGCAGAAAGCUGGCUUGAAGCUGAAUGAGGAGAUCUCCAGCGACUCCGAUACGGAGAGCCCUACAUUUGGUGGGAAGCGGAAGAAGGACAAUGAGGCAGAAGAGGAGAUUGAAGAGACCGCACAGGAAAAGAAGCUGAGAUUAGCCAAACUUUACCUGGAGCAGCUUCGACAGCAGGAGGAGGAAAAGGCAGAAGAGGCGGCCUUGGAAAAGGACUUGGUUGCUGGCCGACUGAAGGAAGAUGUGCUUGAACAGAAGGGAAAACUGCAGCGACUGAUCGCCAAAGAUUUGCAGCCUCCAGAUACAGCAGCCAUCCGAGUGCUGCGAGGUCACCAGCUGCCCAUCACCUGCCUGGUCAUCUCUCCAGAUGACAAGUGCAUCUUCUCAGCUGCCAAAGACUGCUCCAUCAUCAAAUGGGAUGUGGAGAGCGGGAAGAAGUUGCACGUGAUCCCUGGAGGGAAGAAGGGGACAGAGGCCCAGCACAUCGGCCACACAGCGCACAUUCUUUCCAUGGCCAUCUCGUCGGAUGGCAAAUACCUGGCCACAGGAGACAGGAACAAACUGAUCAUGAUCUGGGAGGCUGUCACGUGCAAGCACCUGUAUAAAUUCACUGGCCAUCGAGACGCUGUGACGGGCCUGUCGUUCCAGAAGGGCACUCACCAGCUGUACAGUGCCUCACACGAUCGCUCCGUCAAAGUCUGGAACGUGGCAGAGAACGCCUACGUGGAAACGCUGUUUGGGCACCAAGAUGCGAUCACGGGGCUGGACAGCCUGAGCCGGGAGUGCUGUGUCACGUCAGGCGGGCGAGACGGCACCGUCCGGGUCUGGAAGAUCCCUGAGGAGUCUCAGCUUGUGUUCUACGGGCACCAGGGCUCCAUCGACUGCAUCCAGCUGAUCAACGAGGAGCACAUGGUGUCCGGCGCGGAUGAUGGGUCGGUCGCCCUUUGGGGUCUUUCGAAGAAGAAGCCGCUCACGACAGUGAGGCAAGCGCAUGGUAACCACGGCACCCAGGGCCUGGAGCAGCCAUACUGGAUCUCCUCGGUGGCCACCCUGCUGAACAGUGACAUUGUAGCCACAGGUGCCUCGCGCUGCUCGCACAGCGCCAGUGUGCGGCUGUGGAAGUGCGGCGAGGGAUUCCGAAGGCUGGAGCCGCUCUUCGAUAUCCCCCUGAUCGGCUUUGUCAACAGCUUGAAGUUCUCGAAUGCCGGGGAUUUCCUGGUUGUUGGGAUCGGACAGGAACACAGGUUGGGCCGCUGGUGGCGAAUCAGAGAAGCCAAGAACAGCAUCUGCAUCGUCCCGCUGCAGAGGUCGGCGGCUGGCCGCGCGCAGCCAGCUGAUGGCUCCUAGCCCUGCUCCCCUCUUGCGUGCGGUCGUGGCUCUGCUAGAGCUUGCUGGGGAAACUGAGGUCCAAGACCAGCCAGCAGGCCAGGGACAGAGCCGGGAUUAGAACCCAGGUCUCCCAAGAACCAGUGCCCAGAGCUAUUCAGUGGGCCACCGUUGCUUUUCUGCUUUAGCAACUGAGUUGUUUUCUCACCCCCAGGAAAAAGCUUGGUGCUGCCUUGAUUUUUAAAGUGAAGGCCUAGGGCCUCCUGCCUGGCUCCCAUAACCUGCCCUUUCUGGCACCUCAGUGCCUAGAGGAUUGACCUGACCUGGUGCUGCAACACUUUGCAUUGUUGUUCAUAGUACGGUGACACUGAGAGGUGGCAGCUGGGCCGGGAGCCCUGUUGGGCAGCCCAUACUCUGAAGCGUCCACAGGGCAAAGGGUGUCAGGUCCCCCCGUGCCCGAGGAACUGAGGCACAAAGCGAUAACGUGACUCGCCCAAGGUGUGUCACGCAGGCUGGGGCACAGCAGGGCCCUGACCCCACAUUGCCUGACUCACAGAACCUUGCCACUCCAUAAUCAGGCCCCGGAGCCAUGCAGUUCUGCCAAGAAGACACAGACAUCCAGCUCUUGCUUUCUACUCCAGGGAGAGGCCCACAUGGCACCUACGGGCGUCCGUUAAAAAAAAAAGCACUUUAUUUACAUAAAUUACAAAAACCACAAACUUGGUCACAAAAAGAUCUACGCUUAAAAACUCGCUUGGCUUGUAAUACAUGUGUCACAAUGAUAAUAAUCCUAGUCAAGGGCCAAAGAACACGUACAUUUUCAUUAGCAGCCGGCUAAUUAUUAUAGUUUUCUCUCCAGCCAAAAGGCUCCUUCCAAUAAAUAGUUUAUAAAAAUUAAAAAAACACCACGAGAUACAGAGUUAUAUUGCCCAGCCCAGCCUGUCAUUUGGUUUUCAGGAUCUCCCUUGCAUCGAGUGCCAGUGGCUACGGGUACAGUGGGAGAAGGCAGGAAUGCGCAGCUGUCUCCCGGUGGGGGGAGAUUAGUGACUAGAAGCAGUGGAGCAGGAGGCUAAUUGCUAGUGCCUGUCCAGCCGUCAGGAAGAGCCGUGGUGCUAACAGGCGUCCUGCUGGAGCAGUGGAUGGUAUGGUGGGAAGGGGCAUUGGCAGAAGGACAGGACAUUGGCACAGUGUCACGGCUGAGGGCUGGGCACAGCGACGAACACUGGAAUUCUAGCGCUUAGCACCAACAUCAUGGGGCUACUGUGAAAAAAGGUGAGACCCACAGAAAACUCUUAAGAGAGAGCAGCAGCACGUUUGCUUAAAUAACUAAUAACUCACCUGGUUUAAAUACUUCUAUAGUUCUACAGUAAACACGGAUUUUUCCAUCAAUUAGCUGAAAAAUACUGGUGUGACCUCUUUAGCACUACCCAGCCUGCCAGGGCCUUGAUACUGAUAAUUCCUAACAGGAAGUGUUGGCUAAUGAUGUCAUUUGAGACACAGGAAGAGCAGCUCAGCAUCUGAAUGCAUUUGAAAGGCAGAAGAUCCAUUGCUGUGAAAUUAACCACUAGCAAAUUCUCAGUAAGGAUCCAAAUUGUUGUGCCAAUAACUUCAUCCUGUCUCUCUCCUCUGAGCACUGCCUUGCAUGUCCUAUUUCAGCCAUCCAAGCCAAUGGGCAAGAGGGCAGGUGCUCACCUCAUCAUGCCAGGGACCUCAUCAACUUGAAAUCUAACUGAGUAACAAAAAUAGUUACAAGUAAUUUACCUGUGUCCCUCCACAAAGGUUGGGGACUUUUGAAAAAUCCCAUUUUCCUCCUUCUAAAUGUCUCCCUGGGGCUGUGAGAAAGACCCACACAAACAACAGGAAAAUAACUAUACAUAUGGGGUGGGGAAGGAGGGGAACUCUACACAAAGUGCUGUCAAAUGUAAAAAGGAAACAUACUGAAAAAAACAGACACCAAUUUUUGAUUCUUUACGCUGAUCCUAGGAGUCACUUGUAACCAUAAUGGGUAACAUAAUUCAGUGUGAAAUGUACUUUAGUGUAUUCCUUUAAAGAUUAAAACUGGGGGAUUUUUUGUAGAGUCCUGCAUAUCCAUGGAUACCUGCAAACCAUUUUUGUGGAUCACGGAUCAGAUGUGGAUACAAAUUCUGUAUCUGCGACGGGCUCUAAUGUUUUGGGUUUGAUUCUUUUUGACACAUAAAGAAGACCUGUAAGGA